This is a messenger RNA of Serendipita indica DSM 11827, 546 nucleotides long. Lineage: Eukaryota; Fungi; Basidiomycota; Agaricomycetes; Sebacinales; Serendipitaceae. The record is from the annotation of a GenBank genome assembly.
AUGUCGAACACUCAACCAUCAACAACACUAGAUCGUGAAUCUGUCAAUCUCUUGCAUAAACUAUUAGAAGCUCCUCCUUCCUCGCUCAAGUUGUUGUCAGAUGAGUUGGCCACAGAGCCAGGCGAGUCACCAGCAUCACUUGCGAACAGGGCAAUCGCCGCCAUCCAUUCGUGGUCGACGAGGGACAAAGUAGACUUUAUCCAGGGACAUCCUCGAAUUGGAGAACAGUCCAAUCUGUCUGCCAUGUCCGCCGCUGAGCAGGCAAAAUAUGCCACACCACCCGAAGUCCUCCAGAGACUUGCGAUUCUUAAUGAAGAGUACGAACGGCGAUUCACUGGACUCAGAUAUAUUACGUUUGUCGCAGGGCGCACCCGAGCACAGAUUGUAGACGAGAUGGAAGACAGUAUGAAUAUCCGGAGAGGCUCCAAUAUCUCUGGAGAGGAGCCUUCCCCGCUAGGGCCUGGUGACGAACUAUGGGAGUCGGAGCUCUCGAGAGCUAUUGAUGAUAUUGGGAGAAUAGCGCAGGAUCGUGCUAAGAAGCUAUAG